AACUGAGUGUUGAUCUCAUAAUAUAAGAGAUUAGUGUGCUUUUUUCAUUCUACAAAUUUUGGAGUCAAGUUCAUAGAAUUUAUUAUAAACUAGGUCGAAAUCACUGAAAUUCUUUUAAACUGUCUUUUAAUAUUAGGCAUUUUCUUAGCAAAUCCAAAUAAUAAUUAAAAAAAAUAAAUCAAAAAAAUACAAAAAGAGAGAGAGAGAAAAUCAACAACAUUGCAAGUUUGAAUAAGAAUAAUUGAACAAGAAGAAAGGAAAAGCAAAUGCUUCAUAUCUUCUGUGACGGAAACCGCAACAAACAAAAUCGAGUUAGUUGCUGCCCUCUAUGAAAUGACCAAAACAACACCGCUCAACCCCCAAAAUUCCCCCGCCUACGGAGGAAGACAAUUCACAAUCGUGAAAUCUCCCUUUAAAACCUCUUCUCUCUCUCUCUCUCUCUCUCUCUCUCUCUCUAUGUAUCUCUGCAACUAAAGCUUCUGCAGUUUUCACUCAAAUGGCAAUAACCGUAUUUGAAGCCUGCAAGAAAAGAAAAAGAACCCCAAAUAUCUUCACUAUUUCUUACUUUGCCGGCUCCACGGACUCCGCGACGAUGAUGGAGUACUUUCGCGGUUCCUUCAAAGAUAACAUCCGAGAGUUUCUUAAACGCUGCGCAGAGACCGAAGAUUACAGUGUUGGAGCCAAUCCUGUAUGGUGUACUUUGCUUGUCAGUGAAUCCAGCGGCGUCGUUUUCCCUCUCUACAUUGUUCAAGAGAACGUCAAGGGCUCCUCGUCCUCCCAGCCUCUCUGUAACCUCUGCAGAUACGUUGGAUGGAGUCACCAUUUUGUGUCUAAAAGAAACUAUCACCUCAUAGUUCCUGAGGAUCAUAACUGGAGUAAGCCUCUAAAGAAAGAAUCCCUUAAGCUCCAAACCCAUCUCUUACAUGGUAUCAUUCAUUGCAAUGGCUUUGGCCAUCUACUCUGCAUCAAGACUGAAACAAUCUCAAACUAUCUUCAAGGAGAAGAGCUUAUGAACCUCUGGGAUCAUCUCUGCGCAAGUCUCCAAACAAGAGAUAUUUCAGUGUAUGAUAUGUCAAAGAAGGGAUUGAUGAACCUUAGAUUGCUUCAUGGAGUCGCGCAUGGCCAUUCUUGGUUCGGCAAAUGGGGUUACAAGUUAUGCCGUGGAAGCUUUGGGCUUACAAAGCAAGAAUACAGCAGAGCCAUUGAGAUCCUCAGGUCACUAGACCUCAGUAAUAUUAUUCAUGACUUCACUAAAAAAGGACAAGGCAAAUUGAUUGAACAAAUGAUUCAAUCUUAUAGAGAUGUUAGCGAGACCCAGUUGGUCACCAUCAGUGAUUUGCUCCAAUUCAUGCUUGCUUUUAAGUCCAAAUCCCUCAUCCAAAGGAAAACAGCCUUAGCAUUGGCUUCAAUCUCGUCAAAUUCCUCAACACAAACAACCCAUCAAGCCAAAACACCUUUGCUUAGCCAUCCUAGUGAGGAUAACUCAUUUGCUUCUCAGAAUACAGAUGACCAUCGGACACUUUCUUCUUUUGUUGCUAAAUUGGAUGCUAGAUGGCCUGCAAGAAGAUUAGAGAAUGCAGUGAAAGUGAUUUUUCACAUUUUGAAAACACAUGGGGCUGGAAUGCAUCGCCAGGACUUGCGAGACGCCAUUAGAGAACACAUUGGUGACACUGGUUUGAUUGAUUUUGUUCUAAAACAUAUUAAUAAAGUUAUUGUGGGCAAUCAAAUUAUUCUACGUGAAAACAACCCAACUACCAAAUUAUUAGAGUUUUCACUUGAAAAAGCUUCUGAUGGAGCAAUUGAAAGGAAAACGCAGUCCCAUACUGAUAUUCUGUCUCUACAACCAGGACUAGAUGUUUAUAAGGAUCUGCUUUUCUUGUACAAGAAUGUUUUAUUAGGCUACCCUGAAUAUCACGCAGUUAGCAUAGCGUCCACUGUAGUCUUGGACAGCAAGCAUUUUGUUAAGAAGUGGCAGUUUAAGAGAAAUGGCGAGGAUAAUUUACUGAGGCUAAUUUGCCAAGUUAAGCCGAGUUACGAUGAAUUGGUGAAUGAGCUGAUUCGACCAUUGCCACCAGGUGAACUGGUGGUGACCCAAAAAUGUGCUACAGUUCGUGAGCUCAAACUGAUGGUGCAAUGUGCAUUAAUAGACACAUAUUUUGUAAUGGACAAGUUUGUAGUGAAGGAUAUACGGAUUGGUGAAUUGGUGGCAAAGGAGGACCAAGAAUUACUUGAGUGUGGAGUGGGGCAGGGUAUGCAAGUUUGGGUGAGAGGCUGUGGAUUGGACUUCGAUACAGAGCUGAGGUACCAAGGUGGGGAUAAUGAUUGGACCGUGGAUUGUAGGUGUGGGGCCAAGGAUGAUGACGGAGAGAGAAUGGUGGCAUGUGAUGUUUGCCAUGUUUGGCAGCAUACUAGGUGCAAUAGCAUUAACGAUGGUGAUGUUCCUCCUUCGUUUCUGUGUCAUGUGUGCAGGUCCAGGAUGAAGAAGCUGGCUGGGUGCAAGAUGUAAUUCCCACGAGAAACACAAAUUUGCAGUAUAGCUCCAUGAAAACGUGUUGCCUCGAUAUUCAUGCAAGAUUAUUGUUCAAAAGAAGAAUUCACUUGGCAUGAUUCCGUUAUCCAGUUACUGAUUUAUUUUUUAAUUUUGAAAAGAAAAUUUACAAAGCAGAUUAAAUUGUAUUUAGAAUUAAAAAUGCAAUAUUCUAUCAAGUACAAAUAUCAAAGCAUUAAUCCAACUAUUAUUUUUGCCU
Hevea brasiliensis (rubber tree) is the source of this 2747-nucleotide messenger RNA. RefSeq names its product PHD finger protein At2g01810. The record is from RefSeq and is a predicted model, not a curated record. Lineage: Eukaryota; Viridiplantae; Streptophyta; Magnoliopsida; Malpighiales; Euphorbiaceae. The transcript has 3 exons. The coding region runs from base 497 to 2506 and encodes 669 amino acids.